GUCUAACAACACCACUACAAUAUACCUGACCAAUGCUGGAACGUGAACCUUCAUUAAUUAAGUGUUCAACAACUUUUAGAAUCAAUUUGUGUGUCCUGCUGUCAACAAAUAUUUUAUAUUUGUGUUUGUAAACGGGUGCAAUGGUUGCUUCAUCAGAAAUGCUAAUCUCUGCCGCACAGAAGUUAUUGUGUCCUCGUAAGAAACGUUGAUCUCCGUCCACAUGUCUUGAUGUGACUGUUCAAAUAAUGGCUGUGGAUCUGGGCGUCAAACCCGCGCUGCUUUACGACAGUAAUGCAGCAUCCCCGGAGCAGCUUCAGAUGUACCUCGAAUCUCUACAGGAGUCUGGAGUUGUAACCAAUCCUCUACGGAUUAUGUCCAUUGAUGAAAACGCAUUCAUUUUUAAUCCUGCCACUAUUGAGUCCCACUUGGAUGAUCUUCUCCAAAGCAAAAGUCUCCUUCUGAUUGACAUAUGUCCCUCAAUAAAACAACCUGUCUUGGUUGGCUUUGAAAAGACAACCGAGGAUAUGAUCAAAACUCUUUCAGAAUUCUUCAUGAGUGAGCUGGAGAAAGGCUCCUCAGUGAUUGUGUUGGGAGAGGAGUUGUAUAAUGACUGGAACUUGUGCACUCUUUUUGGAAUCCUGUUAGGUUACCCAGCCUCAUACUGGUUUGACCAAACUAAAGGAUUUGGGAACUGUCUGUGUAUGACACCACUGGUGGUGAGCACGGUUUGGGUCAAAUGGCAGAUAGAUGACAUAAAUCAUCGCUGUUGUCUUUACUCAUUUAGUGUUCCAAAAGAGCUCUGGUCAGAAGUACAAAGUCAUGUACAACGGUGGACUGAGCACGUGAGAGAGAGAUUUAACAAACAGCCAGUUCUGACUGAUCUCUGCUUUUCUAGAGAUACUGUCACUUUGCCCUCUGUGACCCUUUGAAUAAACCUGAUAUAUGUCUCUUGUUUAUUAUUAAGUGUGUUUUCUCAGAUAUGCAUCACCUAUUUUCAGUAUCAUUUAUGCUCUUCAUAGAUUUCUUACCAAAGCAACAUAUAAUAAUGUGUGCAUAUAAUAAAUUCAGGCAGUGAAUCUCAACCUUUUUGA
Messenger RNA from Sinocyclocheilus anshuiensis, 1091 nucleotides. Its product is annotated as UPF0739 protein C1orf74 homolog. The transcript has a single exon. Bases 246 to 929 code for a protein of 227 amino acids. The record is from RefSeq and is a predicted model, not a curated record. NCBI's taxonomy places the organism in Eukaryota, Metazoa, Chordata, Actinopteri, Cypriniformes, Cyprinidae.